This is a messenger RNA of Panicum virgatum (switchgrass), 1200 nucleotides long. Its product is annotated as F-box protein At5g07610-like. Lineage: Eukaryota; Viridiplantae; Streptophyta; Magnoliopsida; Poales; Poaceae. The transcript has a single exon. The coding region runs from base 1 to 1200 and encodes 399 amino acids. The record is from RefSeq and is a predicted model, not a curated record. Gene Ontology annotation, molecular function: protein binding.
AUGGAGGAGGGCGCAACGGCGGCGGCCUACCUUCCCGACGACGUCGUCGUCGACAUCCUCGCGCGGCUGCCGGCCAAGUCACUCUGCCGCUUCAAGUGCGUCUCCCGGCGCUGGCGCGCCCUCAUCUCCGAGAGGUGUUCUUCCGCGCAGACCCUGUCGGGCUUCUUCUUCACCUCCCGCGCCCCCGCCUGGCGCUUCACCGGCCUGCCGUCGUCGUCCGUUACUCCUCCUCCAGGUGGAGCCGGUGGCCUGCCUCCGGUGGUGGACGCGGCUCUCUCCUUCCUCCCCCCAAGCUGCGUGGAGCGGGAGAUCGAGAUGCUGGACUCGUGCAACGGGCUCCUCCUCCUGCUCUGCUCGGACGAGUGCCCGUGCCGUCCCCCGCCGGCAUUCUACGUCGUCUGCAACCCCGCCACCGGCGAGUGGGUGGCCUUGCCGCAACCCAAGUACACCCCCGGGGACCAAACCUGGUGCUGGGAUUUCGAGGGGGAUCGCGUGAUCACCUGGUACGCUGCGGUAGGCUUCGAUCCGGCCAUCUCCUCGCAUUUCUACGUGUUCCAGGUGGUGGAGGCGGAAUACAACACGCAUCAUUGCCUUGAGGCGGUGGAGAUCUACUCAUCGGAAACUGGCACAUGGGUUCUCAGCAAAAAGGGACGGGAUGAUGGAGGCUUCAACUUCAUGUACCACAUGACCUACUUCAAUGGCUCCCUACACCUUACCACCGACUCCGACGCAGUCGCGUCGGUGGACGCCAAGGGUCGGCCAUGGAGGAUCACCCACGUGCUGGGCCGUGAGGGUGCGGACGAUCAUCGCCGCUGUGGACGCCGUGGUUACAUUGGCCAUUCUCGAGGGCGCUUGCUUUACCUCGACGACGUCCGCAAGGAUGAUGUCAUGUCGAUCUACGUUCUUGAGGAUGAGGACAGCGGGGAGUGGACCCUUAUGCGCCGUGUUAGCAAGAAGGAUCUCCUUUUUGAGCCGUGGAAGCACGUGCUGAAACCAACCUACUACAAAGCUGGAUUUCAUCCGAACGGCGAUUUGAUUUUCUUCUACGACCGGACACGGGCGAGGCUCAUCUCCUAUGAUUGGAGUCGCGGAGAUUGGCAUGUUGUCUGCACCCUCACAGACUUCGAGCAUGCCCAUCGCGCAUUUUUCCCAUAUGUUCCAUGGUACUCGGGGGGAUUGGCAUCACCAAAUAGCAACUAG